This is a messenger RNA of Cylicostephanus goldi, 327 nucleotides long. The record is from the annotation of a GenBank genome assembly. Lineage: Eukaryota; Metazoa; Nematoda; Chromadorea; Rhabditida; Strongylidae.
CCCUCAUCAUCACAGCGCGGCGCUGGACUCAAAUGUGCUGAUAUUAUAGACUCGUUAUUGAUAUUCUUCCCGGAAAAUCAUGAAACAAUCACAAAACAUCUUUUUGAUCUGAUUGCAUCAGACAAAACUAGCAACGAGCUGCAAGGAGAGUUGAUCGAUCUUCUUGGAUUUGAACAGUUUGAGAUGGUAGGGCAGAUAUUGGAAGCCCGUUAUCAGCUAGCAGAUGAGAUGAAGGCGGCGAAAGAAAAGGCGAACACGUUGUCGAAAUACGCUCCUGAGAAGGUCAGUCGUGUUGCUAUAAUCUUACUCUUAGUCGUGUUGCUAUAA